Molecule: messenger RNA, 1430 nt
Organism: Homalodisca vitripennis (glassy-winged sharpshooter)
Lineage: Eukaryota; Metazoa; Arthropoda; Insecta; Hemiptera; Cicadellidae
Product: WD repeat-containing protein 61
Exons: 2
Coding region: 172-1152 (326 amino acids)
Cellular component (GO): Cdc73/Paf1 complex
Molecular function (GO): protein binding
Source: RefSeq, a predicted model, not a curated record
GGCAUGCUGUCGCUGUCGGGAAGUGUGGUUAAGGGUUGAUGAAUAUUUUAGUCGGUGUCUCAUUGUUGGUUAGUGAUAUUUAUAAGGAUAUUGUGUUUAAAUAAAGUGAUAAUAAAGUUGUACGUUUAAAGUUAUACAUCUUUAAGUUCAGUCAUCUAAUUUAAUUCUUCAAUGUAUUCAUUACUGAAUAGAAAGGAAAAUGCACACGAGGAUAGUAUAUGGAGUGUGGCUUGGGGGAGAGUUCGACAAGAAAAACCCGAAAAUGAUGAUGUUAACAAUGGAGAUGAUGAUCGUUCAAGAGAUUCGACAACUUCUAUACAUGAAGCAGUAGAUUAUGUUGUGUCUGGCUCUGUGGAUGACAAAGUCAAAACGUGGACUGUUGGAAACAAUGGGCUAAAUCUGAACCAUGAGUUGGAAGGACAUUCUCUGGGCGUUGUGUCUGUUGCUGUCAAUUCUGAUUCUACCAUGAUAGCCAGUAGUUCUUUAGAUUCUUCUGUAAGAUUGUGGAAUGCUACCUCCGGAGAAAGAGUAGGAGUUAUAGAGGCUGGCCCAGCUGAUGUUUGGACAGUCUGUUUUUCUCCUGACGACAAGUUCAUAAUCUCUGGUAGUCACGCAGGCAAGAUACAUAUGUACAGUGUAGAAACUAGCAAGCAAGAAAGAACCUUAGAUACUAGAGGAAAAUUCACUCUUAGUAUUGCUUACAGUCCAGAUGGCAAGUACAUUGCUUCAGGAGCUAUUGACGGAAUAAUAAACAUAUUCGAUGUUGUCUCUGGAAAAUUAGUCCAUACACUUGAAGGACAUGCUAUGCCGAUUCGCUCUCUUACUUUCUCUCCUGAUUCUCAGUUGUUACUUACUGCUUCUGAUGAUGGUCACAUGAAGCUUUAUGAUGUUCAACAUGCAAAUGCUGUGGGUACAUUAUCAGGCCAUGCGUCAUGGGUUCUCAGUGUUGCAUUUUCCCCUGAUAAGAAAUACUUUGCUUCUGCUAGCUCUGAUCACUCAGUCAAAGUCUGGGAAUUGGCAACCCGUUCUUGUGUUCAUACUUUUAACGAACAUACAGACCAGGUUUGGGGAGUUCGAUUUAAUCCAGAAUCAAAUAGACUUGUGUCUGUGUCAGAGGACCGAUGUAUUAAUAUAUAUGAGUGUCCCGUUUAAUAAUGAGCCUACAGUUCUACUACCUAAUUUGUUGUGAAAUGUGCUGAAAUCAACAGCAGAGGGAGUUCCUUGCAAGAAGAGGAAAAUGCUAAAACUUUGUAUUUUGAAACACGUUAAUACCAUUUUAUUUAAUAAGGUAAACUGCAAUAUUUACCCAUUCAUCUUAAAUUAACACAAAGUGUUUUAUAAAAGAUAUAUAAGGAUUGUAUAAAAUGAAUUGAUAUUAUUGUAAUUUGACAAGAUUUUUAUGUUGUGUAAAUAUACUGUGUUUUCUGGUU